Austrofundulus limnaeus is the source of this 2786-nucleotide messenger RNA. RefSeq names its product semaphorin-5B. Gene Ontology annotation, cellular component: plasma membrane. Gene Ontology annotation, molecular function: semaphorin receptor binding; chemorepellent activity. The record is from RefSeq and is a predicted model, not a curated record. NCBI's taxonomy places the organism in Eukaryota, Metazoa, Chordata, Actinopteri, Cyprinodontiformes, Rivulidae. Gene Ontology annotation, biological process: semaphorin-plexin signaling pathway; axon guidance; neural crest cell migration.
ACUGUGCCUGGAGGCGAGGGACCCCUACUGCGGCUGGGACUUUAAGCAGCGGAGAUGCACCACGCUGGAGGACAGCUCCAACAUGAGCCAGUGGAAACAGAACAUCUCCGUUUGUCCGCUGAGGAACCAAACCAUCAACGGAGUCUUUGGACCCUGGUCAUUAUGGCAGCCGUGCAACAAUGACGACCCUCUGGACGGCGUGAGCUCCUGUUUGUGUCGCUCCAGGUCUUGUGACAGCCCCGCCCCUCAAUGUGGAGGGAGAAGCUGUGAAGGCCACACUAUUGAAGUGUCCAACUGCUCAAGAAACGGAGGCUGGACACCGUGGUCAUCUUGGGGACAGUGCAGCACCACCUGUGGAACGGGCUUUGAGCUGCGCCAGCGGUCCUGUAACAACCCGUCACCACGUCACGGUGGGCGUGUGUGCGUGGGGCCGAGCAGGGACGAACGAUUCUGCAACGAAGGCGUGUCCUGUCCUCAACCAAUCUUUUGGACCCCCUGGGGCUCGUGGACGAAGUGCAGCACAGAGUGUGGAGGAGGCGUCCACUCCAGGGUCCGCAGCUGUGAGAAUGGCAACACCUGCCCAGGAUGUGCACUGGAGUACAAGGCCUGUAACCUGGAGGCAUGUCCAGAGGUUAAGAGAAACACACCUUGGACCCCCUGGAUGCCUGUUAAUGUAACUCAAGUGGGGGCUCGCCAGGAGCAGAGGAUGCGCUACAUGUGCCGGGCCCACCUGUCCGAUCCCCACGAGCUGCAGAUUGGACGAAGGAAGGUGGAGACACGUUUCUGUCCAAACGACGGGACAGUGGUCUGUGAGACAGAUAGCCUGGUCGAGGAGCUCCUAAAAACACCAGUGCUGAGAAUACCCGGGGCGAGCUGGUCUUCCUGGGAGACCUGGUCCAGCUGCUCGCAGAGUUGUGCUAAGGGCUACCGAACCCGUCGACGGACCUGUUCUGGACCCGAGGGGAAAAGUGCCCCUGUAGCAUGCCGUGGCUCUCCUGUGGAGUAUCAGGACUGUAACGUGCAGGCGUGUCCCGUGAAAGGUGCAUGGUCCUGCUGGUCAUCCUGGUCUCAGUGCUCAGUGGGCUGUGGUGGUGGGCACUACCAGCGGACACGUUCCUGUAACAGCCCCRCACCUGCCAAUGGAGGAGAUAUUUGUAUAGGUCUUCAUACCGAGGAGGCCUUGUGUAACACACACCCAUGUGAUGGRGGCUGGAUGGCCUGGUCGCUGUGGUCUGCCUGUGAUGACUCGGGAAUCCAGAUGAGGAGUCGAGUUUGUGGUGCUCAGGGCAGCAUCCCCUGUGUGGGGAACAGCACUCAGCACAGAGACUGCAAUGAAAUACCUGUCAUUCUCCCUGCAUCUGGUUUUGAUAAGGACCAGCAGUGUGGAGCGUUCACCUCCAUCCACCUAAUUGCCACCGGUGUUUCCUGUUUCCUCGGGGCGGGUCUACUGUCCUUCCUAAUCUAUGUGUACUGUCAGCGUUUCCACAAGCCCUCACAAGAGUCCGCCAUCAUUCACCCCACCACCCCAAACCACCUCAACUACAAGGGCAACACCACACCAAAGAAUGAGAAGUACACACCCAUGGAGUUUAAGACACUGAACAAAAACAACCUACUGCCAGAUGAAAGAUCCAACUUCUACCCGACGCCGCUCCAGCAGACAAACGUCUACACCACCACCUACUAUCCCACGCCACUCGGAAAGUUCGACUACCAACCCAACUCCUCCCCUUCACCGUGCAGGACCUACAACAACAGUAACAGCAGCUGAGACCCAGUCCACAACUGACUCUACACUGCCCCCCUCCUGCCGUAAACACACACUGCACCUUGGUGACAUAACUGAACCAACAUGAACUGGGAUGUUGUUGGGCACUUGGCAAAGUUUCUCUGCUCACCAUCACCUCCCUGCUUACAUAGUCUCUUCUGCAUGAUGAGGUUUUGUAUUUUUUGGACAUUUCCAUCAAGAAAUGUGGAUUUGAUGAACAAAGCCGGUGUCCCGGUGAAGUUAAACAACCAGCUGGAGGUUUGUUUUUGUUCGAAUUUGUCUGGAUCUAGCUGAACAACCCACUGCUUCAUGUGGAGAACAAAGUGAGGGGGGAAGGGGGCACGUUUUGGCUUUGAGGAGUUUGUUGUGACGACUUUUGCACAAGUAAUGGGUCGGACACCCAAAGUUGCAAAGACUAACAUGAACACAAUGUAAUCCAAACUACCAUUUUAUGCCUUUCCAUUACAAACCACACUCUCAGCCGGUAAUGAACUGAAGACCCUCAACAACAAAGGCAAUUCCAGAGAACAAAGUGUGCAUGUGUUUGUGACCUUGCCACACAGCACAGAGCAAGGGAACGACAACAAAAGAGGAAGCUCAAUGAAGUCGAUGAUGAAAUAAAUUACAGAUCAAUAUCAGCUCGGCUGUUUGGAGGGAAACGUGCUAUCCCCAUUGUUGUUACUUCACAUGACGGCAAAGAUAAGAACCUGAAACUUGAUUAAGGUUGUUUUUUUUAGUAGAGCUGUUUACGCAAAGUCACAACGAGCAACAUCACCCUCAGAUGGACAGCAGUGUGGAUUAAAUCUGCUUCUGAUCAACGUCCUGAACUUUUGGACAAAAAGGACGCACUCAUGAGGUCGAAGGGAGGAAUGUGGGGAGCGUUGGGUACUGGACUCACUUUGGGAAUGCCAUGGGUGCCUGUAUGCAAUAGAGGACAGAGUCGUUGUUUUUUGUUUUCCCAUUUCUAUUUCUUUCUGUUUCAUUUGAUCUAAGAACAAUAAAAACUUCUCAAAGGGAA